Molecule: messenger RNA, 1651 nt
Organism: Mercurialis annua (annual mercury)
Lineage: Eukaryota; Viridiplantae; Streptophyta; Magnoliopsida; Malpighiales; Euphorbiaceae
Product: putative F-box/FBD/LRR-repeat protein At5g22610
Exons: 4
Coding region: 156-1559 (467 amino acids)
Molecular function (GO): protein binding
Source: RefSeq, a predicted model, not a curated record
UGCUUAUAAUUUAAGAGGGAAAUACAAUUUUGGCUAGAUUUUCAUAAUUAUGAAACUCUCUCCUUUUCUCUAAACUGAUCUCUGCUCAUCUUCUAGGGUUUACUGAUCUCUGCUCACUGCUCUCCGUGUCUCCUCUCCUAUCAUUAAGGCCUGUGAUGAAAGACCGGAUUAGCGAGCUACCUGAACUUGUUCUGUCUUCUAUUCUGUCAUAUUUAACUCUUAAAGAUGUGAUCAAGACAAGUGCACUAUCCAAGGAAUGGAAGCGGCAACAUCGAAAAGUAAUAAACACAUUGAAUUUGGAUCUUCCAAACUUGUUGGAAAGCAAUUAUGCUAAUGAUUUGGAAAGCAAGUAUGCUAAAAGUCAAUCGGACAAUUUUGAUCAGUUGUUAGAUGUCAGGUGGGAAUUUAUAAACCGGGUUCAAAGAGUCUUGCGUCACUUCAAAAGCUCACAAAUAAAAUCUUUUAAAGUUACGUUUUUCAUGGAUUCUCAAGUUUCUUGCUACAUUGAUUGCUGGAUUAGAUCAGCAAUAGCUUUUGGAGUUGAAGAAAUUCAACUUCUCUUUUCCGAUAAACCAUUGAGUCGAAUUCAGAUAGAUAAGCACAGAUUCUAUAAAUUUCCUUACUGGUUUUUCAAUCCGUACUUUUUAAAGCAUUUAAAUUUGCAACGAUGCAUUCUAACACCACCUCUUUAUUUUACUGGAUUCAGUAAAUUAUUAACUUUGAGUUUGGAAGAAGUGAUAGUUUCCCAAAAUUUCGUUGAUUUUCUUUUUACUCAUUCAACCUUUCUUCAAGAACUAACCAUCAAUUGUUGUUACUUCGCCGGCGAAGCUCCGGUUUUAAGAAUUGUUAGUUCAUCCCUUCAUAAAUUGUCAUUGCUUUAUGUCUCUACGCUUUUGAAGGUUGAGAUAAUUGCUGUAAAUCUCUUAUUUUUCAAGUACUGGCUAGUUAAGAGUGCAAAAAUGACUUUAUUUCAUGCUCCUAGACUUGCAAACUUUCAUUUCUAUAUUUCGGAAACAGAUACCGAAACACCUUGUUUGUUAUCUCAAAUAAUAGCUCGUCCAAGUUUAGAGAUCGUAAAUAUUAUCCUUGAACCAUUUCAGGUAAAGAAGCUCCAAACUGCAGGCACAUUCCAGUUUAGAAAUCUCAAGGAAUUGACGUUAGUGUAUUAUGAUAAUGGAAGAACUGAGGUAGAUGACUUUAUAUGGGUGUUGGAUAUUGUAAAAGCAUGCCCUGUACUACAGAAAUUUCAGUUCACAUUUAUUCAUACAACAUUUCCUACAAAUAAGGAAAAAAUGGAAACACUUUGUGGACAUGCACAGAAAAGUCUCAAAGAAAUGAAGAUGAGCGGACGUACCGUCAACUGGCAUGAAAUUGAGUUGGUUAUAUUUUUACUGAAGAAUGAAAUUGACAAUAAACUAAUGAUUGUUGAACCCUCAAUAAAUGUUUAUAAAGGACAAAAUUGGCUUCACUUCGAACAUAAAUCUUCUUGGUCUGAAUCAUGCCUUGAUACUUUUCUAACAUCUCUCCGAAAUAAUAUACCUCAUCUCGUAUAUUUAUGACGUUAAUAAUUUAGUUCCUUAUUGUCAUUUUAGGAUUUGUACAGUUACUUUACUAGAUUAUUUUUAAAGUUGUGUUAAAUUUUUUUGUUCUA